Messenger RNA from Clarias gariepinus (North African catfish), 1725 nucleotides. Its product is annotated as tripartite motif-containing protein 16-like protein. The record is from RefSeq and is a predicted model, not a curated record. Lineage: Eukaryota; Metazoa; Chordata; Actinopteri; Siluriformes; Clariidae. The transcript is spliced from 6 exons. Gene Ontology annotation, molecular function: protein binding; zinc ion binding. The coding region runs from base 81 to 1706 and encodes 541 amino acids.
GUCAGCAACAAGAAGGAGGGUGGAUCAGCUCUGUAUUUUACCUCUCCCAGCAAACAGUAAGCUUCAAUACUGUUUCUACUAUGGAGAAGAAUAUGACCAUUGAGAAAACCGUUUCACCCAAACAAAUCCCAGCCAGCACUCAGCUGAACAUGGAGGGUGACCAAAAAGAAAACAAAGAAGUCUUGAAUGGUCAAGCCAACGGCAAAGAGCCUACUGAGAGUACACCUCAACUCACUGGUGGCCCAGAAGUAGAAGAGGUAAUGUGUGAUUCGUGUAUCGAGACACCUCUCAAGGCAUCCAAAUCUUGCCUGACCUGCAUGGUGUCCUACUGUGAGGAGCACCUAAGGCCACAUCUGGAGAACAGCAAAUUUCAGAGCCAUAGGUUAGUGGAGCCUCAACUGGACAUGGAGCAGCGGACGUGCGAGCACCACCAGAUGGAACUGCAGAUGUACUGUAUGAAAGACAGCUGCUGCAUUUGUCCACAAUGCAAGACGGAAGGACACCAAGGACACCAAAUUACCUCAGUAGAUGAGGCGCGUAAACAUAUUGAGAAUGAGCUACAACAGAAACAAAAGGAAAUGCUGAAAACCUUAACAGCAGCAGAACAGGCCAUGGACAAGCUACAGAGCAACUCAGCAUCCAUUGAAAACUCAGUGGUCGGGGUUCAGGCUGAAAUCGAGCAGCAGUUCUUAAUUUUGCAAAGCGCGCUUGACGAUGCCCGAAAGAAAGCAUCUGACCUUCUGGAAGGGGAACACAAGCAGGCAUUAAGUCAGGCAGAAAGCAUCAAUAGUCACCUGAAGCAGAAGACUCUUGAGCUGAAGAAGACCAUGGGUCAAGUGGAGCGAUUUUCAAAGAAUAAGAAUCAUGUGGAUUUUUUACAGGAAUACACAGAGUGGAAAAAGAGCUCGGUGGAUGUGUGCUUACCUGGAAUAUACAUCAGCCUCAUAGACCGACUGACCACUUUUAGUCAUGUUGUAAAAAAAUCAACUCAGGCCAUUUGUGAUCUGCUGCUGUCCACCUACAAUGUCCAGCUCAAGGAACUUUGUAAACGUGAGACACUAGGUAUUAAGACUUUGGUGCACCCAAGUUCUACAAUCAAGAGGCAAGCAUUUGCUCCUGAACCUGUGACUAGAGACGACUUUCUUAAAUAUGCCGUCAACCUGAGUUUUAAUCCUGACUCCACACACAAGUUCCUGAGACUCACCGAAGACAACAGAAAAGCCAGCAACACCACGCCCUGGCAACACAGUUACCCUGACACACCUGAACGCUUUGAGCACUGGAGACAGGUGAUGACCUCGGAAAGCCUCUACGUAGGCCGCCAUUACUUUGAGGUGGAACUAAGUGGAGAGGGUGCUUAUGUGGGUCUUACAUACAAAAGCAUUGAUCGUAAAGGUCAAGAAAGCAGCAGCUGUAUCACAGGCAAUGACUUUUCAUGGUGCAUUGGACGGGACAGCCAUGGUUUCGAAGCAUGGCACUCUGAUGUCAAAACGUCUCUCGAAGAGGAGAAUUUUCACAAGAUUGGAUGCUACAUAGACUAUGAAAAGGGGUUUCUGGCCUUUUAUGGUAUAGCUGAGUCUAUGAAACUUCUUAAUAAAUGUACUGUUAGCUUCCGGGAGCCAUUAUAUCCUGUCUUUUGGCUCUCUAAGAAGGACAAUGCGGUUGUUCUAGUUAAGCCAGGAUCAAGUUCAGACAUACAACAAUAAAAUAAACCAUGUAAAAAAA